Messenger RNA from Nilaparvata lugens (brown planthopper), 3503 nucleotides. RefSeq names its product GS homeobox 1-like. The record is from RefSeq and is a predicted model, not a curated record. Gene Ontology annotation, cellular component: nucleus. Bases 977 to 1885 code for a protein of 302 amino acids. Gene Ontology annotation, molecular function: RNA polymerase II cis-regulatory region sequence-specific DNA binding; DNA-binding transcription factor activity, RNA polymerase II-specific. NCBI's taxonomy places the organism in Eukaryota, Metazoa, Arthropoda, Insecta, Hemiptera, Delphacidae. Gene Ontology annotation, biological process: regulation of transcription by RNA polymerase II. The transcript is spliced from 2 exons.
AUGGGCAGCUUUUUCCUUAUUGUUUGGGUAGAUAGCUGUGGGAAGCAAAACAUCAUUACCAUCACGUGUUGCAUUCAUAUUGUAGAGUGGGAUAUAGAUGAUAUGACUUGGGACGUAUAUCCCGACUUCCGUUUCUGCUUGCAUAGUUGGAGAAGCGGAAGGGCUUCGCCAGGAAAGGGAGGGGGUGAUUCAGCGUUUACUGAAGAGUCCAAUUAUUGGAUUACGAGCCGAUUGAUUAAUUACUAGCCAAUGUUUACGUCAAUAAAACUCUCAAAUUAACCGGAUGAGUUUUUGAAAGGGAGUUUCUAAGGGCGGCCACACGAUCGCAUCUAAGGACGGAGGAGAGGGAGUAGGGCCAAGGGACACAAUGGCUCUGCCCUUCAGGGGUUGUUCGCAGCCCUUAUUUGACGGCUGCCCUUGUUCAGAGACUUGUACAGAAGGACUGUCAGAACUAUUCCGGACUUCGGAGGGUGAACAUGCUCUCUAUGAUCGCUGUCUAGUUAUCAGUGUGCUCGUUAUCAACCUACAACUUCGUGAUAUCUUAGUUCAUUAAAGGACUCUUUUACCAGUUUCUUUCACAUAUUCAGAGUUUUAUACCCUCAUAUCUUCACCUUUCAACAUUUUGUGAAUCCUCUGAGAGUUAUUUGAUCUCCAGCCUUCAUUUGUAGAUAAGUCUUCAGUGUUAUCUUGUGUAUAUCAUAAGUUUAUGAGACGUUUCAGGAUAAUUGAAUUAUCAGAUUCAAGCCAUCAGAUAUAAAGUUCCAAGUUCCAAGAUUCGAGGUCAAGUUUCAAGAUCAAACCUAUAUAAACAUUGUGUACAAUCAUGCAUAGAUUCCACAUUGUAACUGGGAUUUUAGUGCUUCAUUGAACUGUUCACCUGGAACUUUUGAACUUUUUGUUCAAUUUCGACAGAAACUAUCUACUGUUGGAGAAAACUGGGUUUUGUGUUUGAAGAUUUGUGACAAAGUUGACCUCGAUGUUGGAGAUGUCACGCUCGUUCCUUGUUGACUCGCUGAUCCGUCCGGACUCGGACAUGAAGAGAACAUCCCUGCCGAGCAGUCCAGCGGCCGCUUCCACAUUCCCUUACCCUGCCGGACUAGGCGGAUACCUGUUCUCGUUCGGACUACCGCAUGCUUACCUCGGCAAACCGACGGCGCUACCUGUCAGCUACCCGUCAGCCUACCCACGAUGCUACCCGAUGUACGGUGAGAUGCCGGAGGCGAAAGUGUCGAAGGUGGUGCGACCUACGCCACUGUCCAGUGCGGGGCAAAGGAAGCUCCAGCAUCAGCACCAGUCACAGCUUCCUCCUCAGCAGCCGAAAGUGAAGCCUCCACCUUUCACAAUCACCACCUCGCCUCUGGACACUUUGUCCAACGCUUCUGAGAGUCCAAAGCGCAAAUCACCUGAACCAAUCUCACCCGGCUCAGCCAGCGACAGCGGAACCAUAGAGAACAGCUCGAAGCGAAUCCGCACAGCGUUCACCAGCACCCAACUGCUCGAGCUGGAGCGCGAGUUCGCCUCCAACAUGUACCUGUCACGACUGCGACGCAUCGAGAUCGCCACCUGUCUCUGUCUCUCCGAGAAGCAGGUCAAGAUCUGGUUCCAGAACCGUCGCGUCAAGUACAAAAAGGAGGAAGGCGGAGAGGCGCCCGGACCCCGUUGCUGCUGUCUCAGGUCCUGCGGGAAUCAGAAGAAAUCCCAGGACUCCACCGGGAUGUCAUCUCCGUCAGGAUGUCAUCUGUCAACAGACUCUCCAUCCUCACCUCACGACCGGCGAGAGAGUGAAGAUAUCUGCAGGUCUAGUCCUAGCUCUGAUGUGUCAGAGUGUCACACGCCGUCUCACAUGAGCCGGUCCAUGGAGCAUACAGCUGGACUGCACAGAUAAUACUUUUUUAAAUGCUAUUCCAAGAAUCUGUGAAAGUAGAAUAUAUUGUAUAGGAAGUGCUUAAGUAUAAACACAAAGAACAACUUAAAUGUAUACUUUUUAUUUUGUGGUACAGAUCAUAAGGCUGAAGUGAUAGGUCGUUUUGGGAUGUAAUGUUAAUAAUUAAUGAAACUGUAUAGAAAGUUUAUUAUACUCGAACAUUAUGCAUGUAUUGGUACUCACCAUGUUACAUAGAAGAAAGAUAGAGGAAAGAUAGCUCAAAUGAUAUAUUAUAUUCUCCAUAAUAGAAGUUGGGGCACAGCAAUCUGUAGUUUGCAGCUCUAGUAUAUUUUAGUAUAUUUUUAUAUGAAGAACCCUUUUUGAAAUGGAGUUAUUUUUUAAGCUGAAACAAUAAUAUUGAUGGAGAAAUAUAUAUAAGCUAUUAAUGAUCUUUGGAUUCUAGUGUUUGUAGUUUUCAUGUCAUUGCUGAUAGAUUGAAACAUCAACUAUCCCAUUGUAAUAUCCACUGAACCAUAUAGGUAAAAAAAUCUAUUCAUGCUCUUUUGGUUUGAAAUGUUUUAGUGAAAAUGUAAUACCUAGUACCUAUCGAAUAGGUUUGAGUAUAGGGAAUAUAAAAUUGUUAUUUGAGAUAGCCUUCUUCAUUCUCACAAAAACUUGAAUUGCUUGAAACCAGUGUGUAUAGUGAAUUCUAUUCUGUUCACAGAGAUUUUUUUGAGGAAUUUCUAAUUUAGAAUUCUGAAUGUAUCAAAAUUAUUUGUGAUUAAAACUCUGUAGUUGAAGCCACUACAAUUUUGUGAUAUUUAGUGUUUAAGUCUGUCUUUUCAUAUUGAGUGAUAAUAAUAACAAUAAUAAUUGUAGCAACAUUGUGCCUCAAUAGAAACUUUGUGCUCAUAUUCAGAAUAAAGGCUCUAGAAACGCUUGACUGCUCAAAAAUAUUGUGUAACAUCUAGAAAUUGUGAAAAAUGAUUACGCAUUAACUGACGAUAUAUUUUCAUUACAUUCAAUAUUCUUAUUAUCAAUAUUCAUUCUCUAUUGGUACAGUAUGGCAUCGCUUAGACAGUAUAAACAAUAGGCACCAAUUUCUGAUCAUAGAUUUAGCCUUUUAUAGCUUCAGAAUGUAUUGAGGUUUGAGUGACACAUAUAAUAUGUUGAUUUUCUCGGUUUCGAUCACUUCCAAAAGAGGAUUCUAUUUAUCACAUUUGAAUUUUCGUCGUAAUAAGCUAUUCCUUGUAAACCAUGUUUUAUUAGAGAGAGUGAGCACUGUUAGAGUACAAAUACGAAGAACUAUUAAUAAAUUGGUUUCCACCCGUAUAAUGAGAUCCGUAUAAAACUAAAUUUAAUUAUGAAUUGUAAAAUUGUAUACCUGUGUCUAUAGUCUAUAGUAUUAUUUAAUUCAUGUACUGUAUUAUAUUUAGAAUUUUGUGAAUUGUGUAUUAUUAUUUUUCUAAUUUCAUAUCUGUAAAUUUGUAAGUCUCUUUGUAAAGUAAGUCUUUCCAGCUACGAGAUAUCUUUCCAAUUUUCAGAAUUUAGUCGCUCAAAUUCCUACUGAUUUCAAGAAUAGGCUGUAAUAAUUAUAGAUGAUUUUAUAUUUUGUGCAUCAUUUUUGUAAAUAAAAAUA